Molecule: messenger RNA, 2297 nt
Organism: Sander lucioperca (pikeperch)
Lineage: Eukaryota; Metazoa; Chordata; Actinopteri; Perciformes; Percidae
Gene: sox7
Product: SRY-box transcription factor 7
Exons: 2
Coding region: 328-1536 (402 amino acids)
Biological process (GO): cell differentiation; anatomical structure morphogenesis; regulation of DNA-templated transcription
Molecular function (GO): DNA-binding transcription factor activity, RNA polymerase II-specific; RNA polymerase II cis-regulatory region sequence-specific DNA binding
Source: RefSeq, a predicted model, not a curated record
CCGGGGCUUCUCCUGGAACCUGCUCCUCAAAUAUAAAGCGCUCCCCCAUCCACCAGGAAAGACUGAAUCAUAACUCACAAGGAGGAGCCGCUGCCUGAGCAUAUCUGUGCUUUCUCCUAAAAGCAGCACUGACAUCUGUAGCCUGUAGCUCUAGUAAUCUAGUCAGUGUGAACACCGCGGGGUUUAUUUAAAAAAAAGAAGAAGAAGAUAAAGAAAGAGCAGUUUCUGUAGCUUUUUAAUCAGCCUCGAGUGUACCUCCACAGAAAACGCAACUUGUCAGUGACAGUGAGAAGCGCAUCUUAAGUUUGGAGAGGAGAGAGCGCGCAGAUGGCCGCCCUCAUCAGCGCGUACUCGUCAUGGCCAGAGUCCUUCGAGUGUCCUCCAGGAGACGGGGACGUGCCCGACGGACAUGGCCCGCACAGGACCCCCGUGGACAAGGCGCCGGAGCCGCGGAUCAGACGGCCCAUGAACGCGUUCAUGGUGUGGGCCAAAGAUGAGCGCAAACGGCUGGCCGUUCAAAAUCCAGACCUGCACAAUGCCGAGCUCAGCAAAAUGUUGGGAAAGUCAUGGAAGGCCCUAACUCCCCCUGAUAAGAGGCCCUAUGUCGAGGAAGCAGAAAGGCUUCGGGUGCAGCACAUGCAGGACUACCCCAACUAUAAGUAUCGGCCUCGCCGCAAGAAACAGCUGAAACGCAUCUGCAAACGAGUGGACCCUGGCUUCCUCCUGAGCGGGCUGACCCCUGAUCAGAACGCCCUGCCCGAACAGCGAGUCCUCUGUCACCCCCUCAACAAAGACGAGGGCAGCCCUAAUGGUAUCAGAAGUGGGUUCUCCAGCCCCAGCCCUGCUCUGCCCAGCGUCAGAAGCUUCAGAGACCCAGCCGGUUCCAACAGCAGCUUUGACACCUACCCCUACGGCCUGCCCACUCCCCCUGAGAUGUCCCCAUUAGAUGCCAUGGACCACGAGCAUGUACCCCCCUCUUAUUAUUCAACAUCUGGUAGCUCCUCCUGCUCUUCCUCCUGCCCAGAUGAGCACCACCAGAAUCAGACACACAUGGGCAGCCCACCCCCUUACCACACUGACUACACUCAGACCCAAAUCCACUGUGGGGGUGCACACAUAGGUCACAUCUCUCACAUGUCCCAAACUGGUGGCGGUGGACUGAUCCAUGGUCCUCCGCUGUCUUACUACAGUACCUCAUCUUUCCACCAGAUUCACCAUGGGCUCCACCAGGGCCAACUGGGUCAGCUGUCCCCCCCACCAGAGACACAGGGUCACCUGGAGACACUAGACCAGCUGAGCCAGGCAGAGCUUCUGGGUGAGGUGGACCGCGAUGAGUUUGACCAGUACCUGAACUCCACUGGGACCGGGUUCCAUCCUGAGCAGGGCAGCAGUAUGACCGUUACAGGACACAUCCAGGUGGCGUCGGCCGCCACUGCUUCUGCCACUGCCUGUCCCACCAGCACCACAGAAACCAGCCUCAUUUCUGUGCUAGCGGACGCAACAGCGGCCUACUACAACAACUAUGGCAUCUCAUAAGCUUGGUCACAGCACCCGUUACACUUGUGGCUGAUCAGAGACACUACAGGGGUUAAAAUAGGUGAAGAAAUUUGGGAUAAUGUUGCACUUGGGUGCCAGUAAGGGAAAGCUUUCUAUGCUCUCAUCUGUAAUUUUUUAAAUCCCGUAUUAGCAUCUGUUAGCAACAUGAUCCCACCAUGAUUAAAACCUGAACUGAUUACGGAGCAAUAUGAUUGUCUGGAGCCGAGGAAAAAACAAAGAGCAAUUGGAGGAAUACGAAGAAAGGGAGAUGGACACCUCAGGGAUGCAGAUACAAAUACUACAGUAUGCCACCUCCAGUUGUCAUGACGUUUCUAAACAGAAGAACAAUCGUAAAGACUUGUUGUCCACUUGUAAAUGUCACCAGUUACUGUUGCCACUGCGGCAUGUACAGAUGCUCUUUAGAAACUAAUUUAAGUCCUUUGAUGUUUCGCAUAAAUGCUAACUGUAAUGCUAUUAUCGACGCUUUCCAUUUAAAUGUUUGUAUUCUAUGUUCUCGCUCUCAUUAGCUUGGGAGUCUUACCUCAGUAGUUGUAAUUGAAUGAGGUUUUAGUUGGACAUUUCUUAUGCAAAUUAACAAAAUGGUGUAUAAUGAAGUAAAAAGGCGUUUAUACUUCUUCUCAAGUACUUAAUAAUAUAUAAUCAUAACCUCUACGAUGAAAAUAAUAAUGUAACUAUAACUGUAUGCUGAUUUAGGUUUGUGAAAGAAAAUAAUUUAAAAUAAAGUUCAAUUUUUAUAUUAA